Molecule: messenger RNA, 3723 nt
Organism: Gasterosteus aculeatus aculeatus (three-spined stickleback)
Lineage: Eukaryota; Metazoa; Chordata; Actinopteri; Perciformes; Gasterosteidae
Gene: elac1
Product: elaC ribonuclease Z 1
Cellular component (GO): nucleus
Molecular function (GO): 3'-tRNA processing endoribonuclease activity
Source: RefSeq, a predicted model, not a curated record
AACACACAUGUAUCGAGUUCUCGAAAAUCUAACUCUGCGUAAACGCCGCACCGUCGCUCAUCCCCGCGUCAUCACAGUGCGACUGUUUACAUUGCGCUCCUCCGCUGCAGCAGCAGCAGCACCACCUGCACACCGGUUCCCCCCGAAUUCCCCCGUCGUCUCGUCCUCGGGAGGAUGACUAUGGACGUGACCUUCCUCGGGACCGGCUCGGCCUACCCGUCUCCGCACCGCGGGGCGUCGGCGCUGGUGCUGCGGACCGAGGGGGAGUGCUGGCUGUUCGACUGCGGGGAGGGAACCCAGACGCAGCUGAUGAAGAGCCCGCUCAGAGCCGGUCGGAUCACCAAGGUUUUCAUCUCCCACCUGCACGGAGAUCACCUGUUUGGUCUCCCUGGUCUCCUUUGCACCGUGAGCCUCAACACCAACCCGGAGCAGCAGCACCUGAGCUGCGUGCACAUCUACGGGCCGCGGGGCCUCCGCCACUUCCUGAGGGUGACGCUCGGCCUCACGGGGUCGCAGCUGCUCUUCCCUUACGCAGUGCACGAGUUGGAGCCGACACCGGACCAGAGUCCAGAGGAGGGACAACUCAGCGCCGAGAUGACAGCGGAGUGUGGCCCUCUGCACCCACAGGAGCAGCCGGGCAGGACCAUCUUCCUGGAUGUUUCCAGCGACAGUUACCUCCUCUUUGAAGACAACAAGUUUUCGGUCAAGGCCUUCAGGUUGUUUCACCGCAUCCCUUCCUUCGGGUUCUGUGUUCAGGAGCGUGAUCGACCCGGGAGGCUGAGGACUGAGCUCUUGAAGGAGCUAGGCCUGAAACCCGGGCCGCUCUAUGGGCGGCUGAAAGCCGGCCAGCCUGUAACUCUGGCGAGCGGGCGCGUCCUUCUGUCCGGCGAGGCGCUGGAAGAAGCCGUUCCCGGUCGGAAAGUCUGCGUCUUUGGGGACUGCAGCGGCGCCGUCGGGGACGGAGCACUGAGGCUGUGCAGCGAGGCCGACGUUCUGGUCCACGAGGCCACGCUCGGGGAGGAGCAGCGCGAGAAGGCGGUGGACCACGGACACAGCACCCCGGUGAUGGCGGCGGCGGUGGCUCGGGCCUGCCGCGCCCGGCGGCUGGUGCUGCACCACUUCAGCCAGAGGUACAAACCCGGCUCGCUGCAGAGGGAAGGCGACGAGGACGACGUGUCGCAGCUCAAGAGGCAGGCGGAAGAAGCGCUACGGGACAGCGGUAUCGAGGUGACUUUGGCAGAGGACUUUCUCACUCUGCCUGUUCCUCUCAGAAGACCAUAGUUAUUUUAUAUUCCCUCGCUCCGUUUCGGCUGUCGUUAUCAACGCGAUGCCGUUUACACAUUUGGCUCUUCAAAGUUAGCGAGUUGGAGAUGACUUGAGUUUCUUUACCUUUUCUCCUUUUGGUCCUGUAAAGUUGAGUUUGACAGCUGACUCUUCCCUCAGAAACAUCAGGUGACAAAAUAACCUCGGCCCCUUUUCCUUGUUUUUCCCUACAUUUCUGUAGGAUUUCCUGACAAUUGUUUAUUAUAGUAAUUGUCACACAACAAUGCAUUGAUUAUCCACUAUGCAACUGGUCCAUUGACAAUUUGAAUCCAACUGUUUUAAUGGAAAGUCUCUAAAUUAAAUCGCAUCAAUAAUGAAAUGGUCGGUUUUGGUUUUAGUUGCGUCUUUUUUGCGCUGUUAACUGAAUACUAAAGCAAUCUGAUUUUGUGAUGAUAAAGAACAUACAGCCAUUUGUGAACAUCUCUCAGGGAGACAUUUCUGUAUUUAGGGACACAAAAUAUCUAAUGUUUAGAGUAAAGUAUAGAAGAAAAACCUUUUUAGUCAAUUCUCAUUGUGAAAUCUUUUACUCUAUUACUAAAAUGUGUUUUCACAUUAUAUUACACAUGUUUUUUUUGUUUUUUUUAAUCCGUGGACUCCAGUUGUCUUCCAAGUGUUAUAAAAAGAGAAUUAUUACAUACAAAGCAGUUUGUCAGUUAACUAAAUAUUAUAUAUAUUGGGAUACUAGCACUUUCCCCGAAAGAGCAUAGUCCCACUAAGCAAAGAUUCCAAUUAUUCCAUCAUGUAAACACAAUGUUUCAGCUCGGUCAGUAUUACGUAGACGACAGAUAUUCCGUCCUCUCUCUCGCUUGAAAGUGUCAUUAAACAAAUGUUUAAUGAUUCUACACCGGAAAGAAUUUUACCUUUUCAUGACACUUUUUUUCACGCUAAGCUAGACCUAUAUCAAUAUUCAUGCUGUUCUGAUUUCUUUAAUGAGCUUUGCUAUGGCUUUUCUCAUGGUUUGUGUUACUUUUCAAGGCAUGCUAUCCUGUGAAAUGUUUCAUUAAGCUUCAUCAUAGAAUAAAUCCAUGGCAUCCAUGACUAUUGUAUGCCUUUUUUUUUAGCCUUCCAACGUCUUUGAGACGAUAAACACAAAACAAACAUUUCUGCACCUUUUCCAGAGCUUUAUUUCUGGAUCUGUACACAAGGUAUUAAAGUACAACAGAAAUACAAAAUAAUGUUUAACCAAACGAGAAAGAAAACUCAAUGUUUAUGUACAAUUCUUAUAAACAAUAAAGAUAGCUUCUUGAACAUUUCUCAUAUUGAAGUUUUGAUUGUCUAUAUUUCUGGAUAUACAUUGUUAGGUUCUGUAGUUUUUAUAUUCACAAAAGGAGUUUGUUUUCAUCAGAGGACUUGAGUUAUUUUUCAAAACCACAACUGCUAUACUUGUUAUUCCUUUUUAAACUUCCAAACACAAUACAAAAUUAAUUUGUUUAGUGCUGUCUUGCACACACGUCUCAUACCGGAGAUAUCAAUAAAAUAUCACAUUUUUCGAGAGUUCACAGGGAGGUGAAAACCUACUUCUACUACUUAAUGGCCUUUACAUUCUGACAGUUUUUCUGAGUCUUUGUACAAACCACAGGUGAAAUAAAUAUCACUGCACUGCUAAAGCUAGAAGAGCUUUGAGGACCUACUGCAUUAUGCACAUUGCAUUAAAAGAGAAACGAACGCUCCACAUACUUAGAACAGCAGCCAUCCCUUUACCAUCAAGACAAAGAUAGAUAUGGAAGAAAAAAAAAAGCGAGGAGCGUCUUUUACACGUGGCUGCAAGUUUUGAAGGCAAAAUUGCAACAUAAUAGGUAAUAUCAAUAGGUCUUCAGGUAAAGCCAUUUUCAGUGGUACAAUGGGAAAACCGACACAGCUGGCAUGCGCGGGUACAGCCGGGUCCGGGGGGGGAUCAGGGCUUCCCAAAGAGAGAAAGUAUAUUCACACACCAACUGGCAAAAUGCUAAACCCAAAAGAGCUGUACAUAUCUACAAAUUAUUGCCUUUUGUCAAGGAAUCAAAUUAAAACCUUUCUAUGCACAUAGAUUCACAAGUGUAAGAGGUCAGUUAAUAGACUUUUAAAGGCUAUUUGCUAAAUAUUUACAUGAAAUGCCGUGAAUAUCCUCUCUGACGGUUUAGAAGCAUGAAUCCUGUCUGUACACACUGAACGGUGAAUUACUACAUGGAAGGACAUGACAAACAUGAUGUACCCCUGAAACAAACUAAUUAGUCAUAGCACAAUGCAUAGAUAAAUUAAGUAAACACUACUACUGCAUCCAAUCGACCAGAGAGGACCCGCAAAAAACAUUUAAAAAUUCACAAUUCUGGACAGUCAUGAGACAACAGCUCCAUUUCUGCUACUGGACUGCAAGAAACCGUUGACUAGAUUACACAAGGCGUUCUCUAGUCAGUACAGAUU